AUGCCGAACGCAAAUGCUUUGAGCAAGAAGCCUUCAUCGAACAUAAUUGGAAUAGAUCUGGGAACUACAAAUUCCUGUGUAUCUGUAGUCAAGAACGGGGAGCCUGUAAUAAUAGAAAAUCAAGAGGGAGAGCGUACAACGCCUUCUGUGGUAUCCAUACUGAAAGAUGAAGUUCUUGUCGGUAGCCAAUCGAAGAGCAAGAUACUGACCCACCCCAAGAACACGGUAUUUGCAUCUAAGAGGUUGAUAGGAAGGAAACUUGAAGACCCAGAGGUUAAGAAGUAUGUGAAGGGGCUCCCGUUUGAUACGACAUCUCAUUGUAACGGGGAUGUCUGGAUAAAGGUUGAUGGGAAAAAGUACUCACCUGCACAGAUUGGAGCGUUCAUACUUUCAAAGCUCAAGAGAAGUGCAGAGUCGUUUCUGAAUCACUCUGUUGUGAAGUCGGUCAUAACGGUUCCUGCCUACUUCAAUGAUAGCCAGCGCCAGGCAACAAAGGAUGCGGGAAGGAUAGCAGGGCUUGAUGUUGUGAGGGUCAUCAAUGAGCCAACAGCCGCAGCGCUUGCCUACGGGCUGGACAAGUCGGCGAGAGGGAACAUUGCAGUCUAUGACCUUGGAGGAGGAACCUUUGACAUAUCGAUACUCGAGUUGAGCGACGGGGUAUUCCAUGUGAAGGCCACUAAUGGAGACACUUUUCUUGGAGGAGAGGAUCUUGACAACGAGGUUGUGAGUUUUAUUGUAAAGGACUUUAUGGAGAAGGAGGGGAUCGACCUUGGCAGAGAUGUGAAUGCUUUGGCAAGAAUCAAAGAGUGUGCAGAGAAGGUAAAGAAGGAUUUAUCUUCGUCUGUUGUCUCAAGAAUUGACAUACCUUACAUAUGCAAUGUUGGAGGAGAAGCGAAGCACUUAUCUAGAGAGAUCACUAGAAGUGAGUUUGAGAAAAUCGUUGAGAAAAUUGUGAACAGGACGAUUGAGCCAUGCAAGAAAGCACUUGCAGAUGCAGGACUGGACUCUGCGGAUAUUAAGCAUGUGAUAUUGGUUGGGGGGAUGACAAGAAUGCCCUAUGUAAGGAAAGUGGUCAAAGAGAUUUUUGGGAUUGAGCCUUCUACCGAGAUUAACCCUGAUGAAGCAGUUGCGAAGGGAGCAGCCCUUCAGGGAGGUGUCCUUGCAGGAGAAGUUGAUAAUGUACUUCUCUUGGAUGUAGCACCGCUAAGCCUUGGAAUUGAGCUUCUAGGAGGAGUGUUCAGCAAGAUAAUAAGAAGAAACACAACCAUUCCAUUUAAAGAAACACAGAUAUUCUCUACCUCUGAAGACAACCAGACAGAUGUCGAUAUCAAGGUGUAUCAGGGUGAAAGGGCCAUGGCAGCAGACAACAAGUAUUUGGGACAGAUAAAGCUCAAGAACAUUCCUCCCCUCCCCAGAGGAGUUCCUAAGAUUGAGGUGACAUUUGAGUCUGAUGCUAAUGGAAUGUACAGAGUGACUGCACAGGACAGUGUUACAAGAACGCCUCAAUCACUUGAAAUAAUACCAUCCAGCGGAUUGACGGAAAAGGAGAUAGAUAGAAUGGUGAGAGAGGGAGAGGAGCUCAAGAAUCUAGACGAGAUGAAGAGAAGGAAGGCUGAGGUUACUAUUUCUGUAGGGGAGCUUCUCAGAAGAGGAUAUAAUGAGCUGAGGAAGGCCCCUGAGGACAGUUUAAGCAAGCUUAGAAAGGUGGCGAGGGGUGAAGACUUCGACCUAGAGGAAACAGAGCAGAUAUUAUUGGAUGUAAAGAAAGCAAUAUCCAAAUGA
Messenger RNA from Encephalitozoon hellem ATCC 50504, 1782 nucleotides. Its product is annotated as HSP70-like protein. NCBI's taxonomy places the organism in Eukaryota, Fungi, Microsporidia, Unikaryonidae. Bases 1 to 1782 code for a protein of 593 amino acids. Gene Ontology annotation, biological process: cellular response to unfolded protein; protein refolding. Gene Ontology annotation, cellular component: cytoplasm; mitochondrion. Gene Ontology annotation, molecular function: ATP binding; ATP-dependent protein folding chaperone; ATP hydrolysis activity. The transcript has a single exon. The record is from RefSeq and is a predicted model, not a curated record.